Scophthalmus maximus (turbot) is the source of this 4241-nucleotide messenger RNA. RefSeq lists its product as uncharacterized. The record is from RefSeq and is a predicted model, not a curated record. The transcript is spliced from 12 exons. Lineage: Eukaryota; Metazoa; Chordata; Actinopteri; Pleuronectiformes; Scophthalmidae. Bases 351 to 3164 code for a protein of 937 amino acids. Gene Ontology annotation, molecular function: NAD+ poly-ADP-ribosyltransferase activity; metal ion binding.
AUAAAAAUAAUGAAUCCAAAAAAUGACAUCAAUAACAUAUUUGCAUGUAUUGUUAAUGUGUUUGCAUUGAUUUAUGGAUGUAAACGAUGUCUAUCAACAGGACACGUUCAGAAUAUCUGUCUGUCCCCCAUGUGAAGUCACGUAACCCCGGGCUGCCCCCUAGCGGACAGCGGCGGCUCUUACAGCAUAAGUCCCGGCUGAGAACAGAUAAGUUUCGGUUUCCAAUCAUCAGAAACGAUACCGUCCUUUCCCUCCUCCCCUGAACCCAGCACCACGUCUCCUUCGUCGGAGCUGGAAGGAGAAACACGACGUGGUGUGGGGUGGGAGAGAGCGUCGACUCGACGACGACGAUGGAGUCCGAAAUAUUUCAGUUCAUCUGCGCCAACCGAGGAGCGGUGAACACCGACGACCUGCUGUACAACGUCUGCCUCGGCAACUCCGCCAGUGUGUCGGAGUUGAUUUGCAACCGAGAGAAAUUCGCCCUGUGCUGUCUGGACGGGCAGCCGAAGGUGGUGGCCCGGACCCGGCUGAGGCUGUGCAUGGCCAGGGACUGUCCGGGGACCUGCCGGGGACUUCACCUGUGUAAAAGCUUCCUCUUCAGCGGAACCUGCCCCUACAGCCUGUCGAAGAGAGGAUGCAGCUUCUCCCAUGAGCUAAACUCUGAGCACAAUGGAAGGAUACGGAGAGAGCACGGACUGGAGAGUCUGAGCAGGACGGAGCUGUGCACACUGCUGCUGCAGAACAACAACACACUCCUGCCUCAGAUAUGUCAUGAUUACAACAAUGGUAACGGGGAGUUCGGCAGGUGUCAGGAUGGCGACAGCUGCCAGAGACUGCACAUCUGUGAGGUCUACCUGAAAGGAGACUGCUGCUGCCCCAGGACCCACGGUCUUAAUGCUCCGCAGCCACUGAAAAUCCUGAGGGAGAAAAACGUGCCUGACAACCUUAUUUUCUCCUUGAAGUCUGUGUACGCAAAUAAAGAGGCUUUACGGUUGUCUGGCGAUGACGGCUCUGCUGCUGCCAGUUUUACCGAAGCGGGCAGAGACGGUGGUCUGAAUGCAUCACAGACAGAGUGGUACAGAGGGAGAGGUGGUCCCCGGGGCAACAGGGGAGACAGAGGCAGCAGGGGCAACAGAGGCAACAGGGGCAACAGGGGACACCGGGGCAACAGGGGAUUUCGAGGAAACAGAGGAAACCAGGGCGGCCCUCAACGACGAUCUGGUUCCACUAGUGACAUCUUGGCCAUCAUCGAUGACUUGGAUCUCUACAGCGAGGACGGGCUUAGCGAAGGCAGCAGUCAGCAGCCACAACUCAACUCUUCCACCUGUUGCUCUGCUGCUGCCAGCGGCACAGAUGCAAGCAGCAACGGUUGGGAGAACCUGAAUAAAACCUCAUCACCUGUCAGAGGAAGAGGUGGUUAUUUUGGCAACCGGGGAAACAGGGGCAACCAACCUGUUGACGUCAAUGAUAAAAACGCAACCAGCGAUGAUGGAGCGAACAGAAGACCAAGACAAAGGGCUUUUCGUGAGAAAACCGAGAUAUGUCUGUUUUUCAUCAAAGGCAACUGUAUACACGAGGACAAGUGUUUCAAAGCUCAUGACAAGAUGCCGUACAGGUGGGAGGUCAGAGAGGGGCAUCAGUGGACCGCCAUGACCAACAAUGAGACGAUUGAGAAGGACUACUGUGACCCCAAAAACACAUACAGUGGUUGCAACCCGCCUGUUCAUUUUGACAUGAUGACCUGUGGGCUGAACAAUGUACGGCGACUCUCUACCUGUAGCUCUUUGGUUGAGCCGUCCUUCAUCCUCACCACCGAGUGGGUCUGGUACUGGGAGGAUGAGUUCGGAAACUGGAAACCGUACGCUUCAGCCACUGAUUCAUCUUGGUUUCAGACUGGUGGCCUCGGAGGAGCAGACACCGACAGCGCCAUGCUGGAGGAGAAGUUUCUCGCCAACGAUAAAGACGUGGUGGAGUUUACUGCUGGUUCGCAGUCAUAUUCACUCAGUUUCCAGGACAUGAUACAAACAAAUACGCAGUAUGGCACCAAGAGGCUUGUGAAGAGACGGCCCCAGUUUGUCUCUGAAGCGGAUGUCCGAACCAAGAAAGUGAGAAAGCCUCUGGGUGCUGCAAAUUUUUUGGCUAUACCCAAACACUGGGACAAGACACAAAUUCCUGCAACAGGAUGUAAGCGGGUCUCCCUCCAGAACUCCUCAGAUGAAUUCAAGGAGGUUGAAGCUCUCUUCUGUAAAACCGUGAGAGGCUUUGACGUAGUCAAAAUCGAGAGGAUUCAGAACAAAGCACUGUGGGAAAUCUUUCAGUGGCAGAAGACUCAGAUGAAGAACAGAAAUGGUGGUCGCAACGUGACAGAAAAAAAGCUCUUUCAUGGCACUGACUCCAAACAUGUAGAAGCCAUCUGCCUCACCAACUUUGAUUGGAGAAUCUGUGGAACUCAUGGAACCGCUUAUGGCAAAGGUAGCUACUUUGCCCUCGACGCCAAAUACUCCCACUCCUACACAGGUGACUCUGACGUCAGAUCCAUGUUCAUGUCGCGGGUGCUGGUGGGACACUUCACCAGAGGUUCCUCCGACUACCGCCGACCUCCUUCAAAGGACGGUGGGGACGUCAACUUCUAUGACAGCUGCGUAGAUGACAUCACAGACCCGUCUAUCUUUGUUGUAUUUGAAAAGCCCCAAAUCUACCCUGAGUACCUUCUGCAGUACAAGGCCUCAGGCCUGCUCUUUGACGACGCCACAGCGGCACUGGCGCUGGCACCGGUACCGGCUGCCAAGCCACACCCCCAGAUCGCGUCAUUUUAUAAUUCCACGACAGCCACAUACCUCCCCAGCACAUCUGUUCAGCCCACCACAGCCUCAUACCUCCCCAGCACAUCUGUUCAGUCCAACAGAGCCUCACACCAACCCAGCACAUCUGUUCAGCCCAACAGAGCCCCACACCAACCCAGCACAUCUGUUCAGCCCAACAGAGCCCCACACCAACCCAGCACAUCUGUUCAGCCCAACAGAGCCCCACACCAACCCAGCACUUUGUAUUACCAACCCAGCACAGGCUCUUACCAGUACAAACCCACAACAGUUAAAAAACCCACACAGUCUUCUUCACCUUCCUCAGAAAAGAAAUCGUCUGAUUCCUGUGUCAUUGUUUAGGAGCAGAGGUGAAGUGAGGCCAGGUGGGAAAUAACUUUGUUAGACAUUUUGAAGGAGCUUGAUGGAGCUCACGCAGAAUGCUUUGGAUUAUUUGGCGACUAGAUUUAAUAUAGUGAUGAACAUUAAAUUGUGUAAAGAGGCUUUCAUGCCGUACCUGGUAGGGUAAUGUAAAGCCGGUAUUUACUGCAUGCGGAAAACCAAAUAACACUCAUUAUUAACCACACAGAUAAAACUGUCUUGGGGAAAACACUAAUGAGAAGUAGCGUAAGGGUUCACAGUAGCCAGGACGUUACCAUCGAAAUGUAACAUAUUUUAACCACAUUAUCUGAAAAUCUAAUUGUUUAAUGCAAAUAUUUAAAGUUAGUUCAUUGGGGUUAAGAAGCAGGUGGUGCUAAUAGCUCCGCCAGGUGCCAUUUAUCCUUCAUGGAGGAAUACGACAGCGAGAUGGUGUAAUUAAAAACGUACCAAAAAAAAAAGAUCUUGAAAAUAAGAUGGGGGUGCAAAAAAAGUUUUCAUGUGAGGCAGGUAAAAGUCUCCCCAUGGCUCCACGCCAUUUUUCGGGUUGGUCGUAAUUAAAGUACUUUUGUGUGUUUUUUUCCUUACUACAAUAAUGUGUCCAACUUUGCUACGUGUCAAGACGUUUUUUGCAAUAUUUCUUCUUUUGUUUUUCCUUAAUUUCUCGAUUUUCCACUCAUACAUGUGAAACAGUCCUCCUCAUGCAGGCGAGUGCGUUACUGACAAAUUUGCUCAAGAGAUUUUAUACAUCACAAUCCCAUUUAAAUACAAAUAUUUAGUUAGUAUUGCGUGAAGAGAUGCUACUGGAUAUCUCCCCAACCAGUAGAGGGAGACAAUAACUUGUCCACAUCCCAAAAAAUGUAUGGCUACAUUAAUGUCAAUGGUUUGGUUUUCACACAAUGUUAAGGGUGUUCGCGUAUUAUAUAUAAUACACAGGAUUUUGUGUAGUCAUUUGCUUAACGUUGUCAUUCCUCUGAAAAUACUGACUUUGUCCAGAUUGUUGUGCUCUCCGCACUUUUGAUUUUUUUUUGUGCAUUGAAAAUAAAUGUAAAAUUAAUUUCA